AUGUCUCGCCUCCCUGCGGUGGCUGCAAGAUUGAAUGAGGAGGUGAUGAAUUUCAAUAUGUUGGAUUUGUCGACUCUAGACAGCGAUGCAAAAUCGUUGCAGCUGAAGGCCAAGUCCGCAGAGUGCGUGAAGCUGUUGUUGGACAACGGGCUGGCGUAUCGUGCUCGAGUUCGGUCAGAGAAGGGUGGCACGCACAGCUGCAACAGGCAGGGUCAGGGCGUCGACCCGUUCGACGUUCACAGUCUAGGCAAGCGGAUAUGUGAACAAGGAUUCGUGUGGAGCAGGGUCGACGACCCAGUCGCGUUCGAAGUGGAUCACAGUUCGGACACCCAGUACAUCUUCAACAAAAAUUUGGCGGACAACUCUGGGGGGCAACUCGCUCCCGUCGUGAAGGUGGAUCUCAUCAUGGUUACAGUGUCUUGCUCGCAUUCUCUGCAGUGGUACAAGGUGGUUGCCGUCAACCCCAGCCAAGCCGAUGCUCUUGAUAAUGGGUUGGAAUGGGUAAUAAUUCGUAAGGAAGUGGAGGCGGCGGUGCCAGGUUUGCCGUACUACUUGGCUGAGUGCGGCAACGCUGGCCACGGCACCGAACGGAUCCAGACGAAGUUGCAGACGUUGUUGCAAAUCUUCUCGCGCGGCAAGCAGAACUUCGAGUCAACUGGAGACUACAAGUGGGCAGCUGUUGCCCAGCGUAUUGAGAGUACCAACCCGCACCUUGCCAAGCAGGUGCUCGACAUGACCAAGUUCGUGGACAGGUAUUCAGGUGGAGGUGUUCGCGGCAUAUUCCUGGAGGAGCUGGACCUUUGGAGCAAGCAGCUCAGGAGCCGUUGCGAGGUGAACGGCAGCACGUUCAGGAUACUUGGAGAGGCAGAAUUCUUAUCUGGACCCGAACUGAUCGUCGCCAUGCUGAAGGCGGCCUACGUUUCGCCCGACAACCACCAGCGCAUGGGCAUAUCGACGUUGCUUACGAGCACGGACAUCUCGAACGUGGUCAACAAGAAGCGCGCGGAAGCAAUCAACGUCUGCGAGAUGAUCAGGACCGCCAAGAAGUUCUACACUGACCACGCAUCAGACUUGAUGGACAAGAGUACCUACAUCAGGAUCCGCGGUGAUAUGGAAGUGCGGGCAAUCAAGGUCGAGUGGUGGAAUGACGUGAAGGCCGCCAUGCCCCCAGACUUCGCGCUCGUGAGCCCCUUCGGGCAAAUCCAGCCCCCGUCGUCUGGCAGUGGUAGCGUCGGCCCACAUAUGGUCUGCUUUGGUGCUGAUGGAGGGGUUUCACAGGAGACGCUGAAGCAGCACGGCUUUGUGCUGAAGGCGGAGGUCGAGCUCAAGAAGAAUGACACCGAUGUUGCGACUGCUAAGCCCAAGAAGUGGAUCAUCAACGAGUUCAGGGGUUCCGACGUGGUCCUCCUCAACACGUACGUGGCGGAGCCAGCGAAAGUCGCGAAAGGCAAGGGCAAGAAACUGAACCAGAAGAAGAACGAGGACACCAUGACCGUGUACAGUGGCGAGCUCCUCGACAAGUACAAGGCCGUGAAGAUCAUGACCUACCACCUCGUGUCGUGCAAGACGUGGGACAUCCUGAGCAACAAGGAGGUGCAGGUCGAGCUCGCCAAAGCCACCCUUCGCAAGGCCCUUUGCCACGCUUUCAAUGUGUAUAGGCCUGUUGCUGAUCUAUCAAUAACGUACACAGUCGAUCCUAAGUUUGAGAUUCGGGAUAUUGUGGCCGAGAGGGACUUUGGCAAGAGCGAGCUCGUGAUGGUUCCUUUCACCCUUUCUGUUGGUGUAUGCGAUGCCACUAGAGUGCCUUCUACUGGCGUCGUCGUACCGAUGCCGCCGAAACUUCCAGACGACCUCGUGGCAUACGUGUCCCCAACAGUGGCUUUCCCAAAGCAGGAGCUCGGCAAGAAAAGCCCAAUGCCAGUGGCGUAUUGGGUUGUCCACAGCGGCAAGGUUUUCAACGUACAGCCAGGGGUUUUGAAAAUUGAGGUGAGCGCUGUCGUUGCAGACAGCGGCAAGAAGCGAAAUAUUGAGGUAGGGUUGCCAAUGUUGUUCAACAAGACUGGCUCGAUCAAGAAGGGAGAUAAAAUUAUUCGGGGCGAGCCAGGGAGUCCGUCGUCCCCAGCCAAGAGGUCUCUCGCUGCCUCGGCUUCUACUCCGAGCAAGCGGGUCAAAGAGUGA
This is a messenger RNA of Prorocentrum cordatum, 2178 nucleotides long. The record is from the annotation of a GenBank genome assembly. NCBI's taxonomy places the organism in Eukaryota, Dinophyceae, Prorocentrales, Prorocentraceae.